GAUCAGGGUGGGGUGUUGCGCAUGCACGGUGACUUUGGCCGUGUAAAUCUCCAUCAGUGUCUGUCUGGAGCGUCCUGCCGGAACCAGAGAGAAGAGCCCGUCACGUGAAACACAGGGGAAAUUUCAUCCUCCACCUCUAGAAUCUCUGCAGGAUUGUCUGGAAACCUUCCUCCAUCGCGUCCGGGUUGUUUUGUGCCGACGGCGGCGGGUGUCAUUGAGCUGCGGGGCGUCGCUUCUCCAAACGCGCAUCGGGAACCAUUACGCGUGCGGAUCUCCAGCCAUCAGCGCCGAGAUGUCCGGAUACCAGGGCAAGAAGAACAUCCCUCGCAUCACUAGUGACCGACUUCUAAUUAAAGGAGCAAAGAUAGUGAAUGAUGAUCAGUCUUUCCAUGCCGAUAUCUAUAUGGAGGAUGGAGUCAUCAAGCAAAUCGGUGAAAACCUCAUAGUUCCUGGUGGCGUGAAGACCAUCGACGCCCACAGCAGGAUGCUGAUACCCGGUGGCAUCGACAUUCACACCCGCUUCCAGAUGCCCGACCGGGGAAUGAUAGCAGCUGAUGACUUCUACCAGGGCACACGAGCUGCUCUCGCUGGCGGCACCACUAUGAUCAGUAUGUCUAAAUUCAAUUUUCUGUGCAACGACAUCACAGAGUGGCACAAGGGCAUGCAGGAGGAGCUCGAGGCGCUGGUCAAAGAUCACGGCGUCAAUUCUUUCCUGGUAUACUUGGCCUACAAGGACAUUUUCCAGCUAAAUGACUCCCAGAUGUAUGAGGUGUUCAGUGUGAUCAGGGACUUGGGAGCCAUCGCCCAGGUGCACGCAGAGAACGGAGACAUCAUUGCUGAGGAGCAGAAGAGGAUUCUGGGAUUGGGUAUCACUGGUCCAGAGGGACACGUUCUGAGCCGUCCAGAGGAGGUGGAGGCUGAGGCCGUCAACCGCGCUGUGACCAUCGCCAAUCAGACCAACUGCCCGCUCUACAUCACCAAAGUGAUGAGCAAGAGCGCUGCUGAAGUCAUCGCACAGGCCAGGAAAAAAGGUACCGUGGUGUACGGGGAACCUAUCACAGCCAGUCUGGGGACAGAUGGCACUCACUACUGGAGCAAGAACUGGGCCAAAGCUGCAGCCUACAUCACAUCUCCACCCCUCAGCCCUGACCCCACCACCCCAGACUAUCUCAACUCCCUGCUGGCCUGUGGUGAUCUGCAGGUGACUGGCAGUGCUCACUGCACCUUCAACACUUCACAGAGGGCCGUGGGCAAGGAUAAUUUCACCUUCAUCCCGGAGGGAACUAACGGUACUGAGGAGAGAAUGUCCAUCAUCUGGGACAAGUGUGUGGUGACAGGUAAGAUGGAUGAAAACCAGUUUGUGGCCGUGACGAGCACCAACGCUGCCAAGAUCUUUAACCUGUACCCACGGAAGGGUCGCAUCGCUGUGGGCUCUGAUGCCGAUCUGGUGCUCUGGGACCCCGACACCACCAAAAUCAUCUCUGCUAAGAGCCACCACCUGGCGGUGGAGUACAACAUCUUUGAGGGGAUUGAGGUGCGUGGAGCUCCUCUGGUGGUGAUCAGCCAGGGCAAGAUCGUCCUGGAGGACGGGAACCUCCACACCACUGAGGGUUCUGGACGCUACAUCACCCGUAAACCCUUCCCAGACUACGUCUACAAGAGGAUAAAGGCCCGCAGCAGGCUUGCUGAGCUGCGUGGAGUCCCCCGAGGUCUGUAUGACGGCCCGGUGUGUGAGGCCACUGUGACACCAAAGGUCAUGACCCCUGUCACCUCCAGUAAGACUUCUCCGGUCAAACACACUCCUCAACCAGUUCGCAACCUGCAUCAGUCUGGAUUCAGUCUAUCUGGGGCUCAAAUUGACGACAACAUUCCUCGUCGUACCACUCAGCGCAUUGUGGCGCCCCCAGGUGGCAGGGCCAACAUUACCAACCUGGGAUAAAAUCAUUUACUCAUUACGGAGAAAAAAGGAGGGGGUGGGAUGGGGGUUAAAGAAACUUGGGCUUUUCCUCCGGGAUCGGUCCAGACGUCUGGACUGCAUCCCAACAAGCACACCUCUACUUCCGCCGACACUUCUGUCCAUUCAUCCACCCCUAACACCCAUCCUUUUAACUCUAGCGUCCUGUUUUUGAGUGCAUCUUUCUUAGAUUAAUACGUUUCAGGAUGACUUGGCAUUGGUACUGGAAUGCCGGAUAUGUUGCGUUAUUUCACCUGACUACGUUCAGAACAGCAUACUAAUAAUUCUUCAGUAUGUAUACUGUGCAUAGUGUGGGGUCUCUGUUUGCAUGGAAUGACCUGCUACAUGCAAAAUGUGCAUUAUGCAACAGAGCAUACUGUACUGUGUACUGUAUCCCAUAAUACAAUGCAACCUUUCAUUUCUCAUGUGACGAAUGAACUGGAAAUAAUGUCAUCUUUUUCUUAUUUGUUAUUUGGUCAGACUGUCUAAAUUAGGAUUUAUUUUAACAUGCAAUUGGAUUAAAAUGCAAAAUAACUGUAUUUAUUAACGCCUUGAUAAAUGUGAUAUAAACUUUGAAAAACAAACACUGUUGUUUUUGGCCAAGUGGUCCUGAAACUUAUCUGGCUAACCAAGUAAUCUAUGUUCAAAGAACAGGAACUACCCAGCUAACAAAUAUAUGUUCUAAGAACGUUUUGUGAAUGUUUGUAUUAAGUUAUUGUUCUCUGAACAUUCAAAAUGGCCAGUUAAAAAAAAAAAGAAAACAAACAUCAUGGGAAUGUUACUGUUGAAUGUUCUCUGAGCCUUCUUAAACUAGCAAGUAGUAACGGUUAAAAACAUUUAGACAAAUGUGGAACUAAAAGAUUUCAGAAAAACGUUCCAUGAGUGAUGUAUCAAUAACGUUUUUGUGUUAAGGAUUAAGAACAUUAUUAAAGAUAGCCAUAUAGCUUUGAAUGAACAUGCUAUCAGCGUAACUGGAAGAAUGUUUGUUCAUAACUUCGAGAGAACCUUGCCAGAACGUUCUGAUAACGUUUUGUUAGCGAGGUAGUACUAUCCGUCAUUUGCCUCCGUACUUUAAUGUUUUUAUUUGUUUUGCAUUCUGGAAAUGAACAGCACAAAACUCCCGCCUGUAUGGUUUAGUGUUAAACGUGCUGUCGCCAUGUUGAUUUGUUGUUUUUCCUUGUAGGAAGAGUCGAUGAGUUAUUUAUUGUUCAGGAUUCAAACCACAUUUGCAUUUUGCAAAAGUGUCAACUCUUCCACAAAUGCCUGAUUUAUUACAAGUUUUUAAAAUGUUGUUUUAUAAUGAACUUAAUAGUUGGAUUAUUUUUUUCUAUGCAUGUUAUGAUUUCGGUUUCAGGUCAGUGUUUCAACGCUUCCUGAAGUCCCUCACGUUUGUCUUCCUCACGUUUUUGCACUUCAUUAUUUUCUCUCAGUAUUAUUUAACUGCCGUUUUGGAGAUGUUUAGAGCAAAGAAAAAAAAUGUAACAGUGGUGUUUUUGGCUGUGGUGCGCAGUCCUGUGGGGUUUUGGUGUGAUUUGAAUUCACUCAUUUUUCGCUAUAAAUGUCAAACUGUCCAUUCCUACGUUGUCCCAUAGUUUUCACGAAGGGGGUCUCACCAGAAACAAUACAAUACAGUUGAGAAAAUAAAGGAAAACUCUCUGGGUGAACAGCAGAUCGAGGGGGAGGUGCUCUUUUCACCCUUUCAUUUCGGUUUAGGAGGAAGGCGGUUACUAUAGCAACGGUCCAGCUCACUCAGAGUGGAUGCUGAUUAGUUACACCAGCUGUGCCGUGCUGGAGCGUUGCCCCGGUAACCUCUUCACACCGGGGGUUUAUUCGUGCGGUGGAUCUCGGCACUGUGACGUCACAGCUGCUCCACGGGCCGUCCCGCAACAGAACCGACCUUUACCGUGAGGACAUUUUGAAGGAUGCAGUGACUCAGUCUGUCAAACGGAUUGUCUGGCAUGUGUAAGGUUGAUCAGUGUUAUUCUAAAUUAAACGUUAGGUCACAAUGCUGUUCUUUCGUUGUAGUUCUGCUUUGUUUUUAUAAAUUGACUUGCCUGCCUAUUCACGAAGAGAUACAGUUCUUGGUUAAUGUCUGUGAGUGUUGUUAUGACAAGCUGAACAUUUCUCAUGGAAGAUGUGUACACAAUUCAUCAUUCUUCAU
Sinocyclocheilus anshuiensis is the source of this 4115-nucleotide messenger RNA. RefSeq names its product dihydropyrimidinase-related protein 2-like. The record is from RefSeq and is a predicted model, not a curated record. The transcript has 14 exons. The coding region runs from base 293 to 1939 and encodes 548 amino acids. Gene Ontology annotation, molecular function: hydrolase activity, acting on carbon-nitrogen (but not peptide) bonds, in cyclic amides. Gene Ontology annotation, cellular component: cytosol; cytoplasm. Lineage: Eukaryota; Metazoa; Chordata; Actinopteri; Cypriniformes; Cyprinidae.